This is a messenger RNA of Anoplophora glabripennis (Asian longhorned beetle), 2120 nucleotides long. RefSeq names its product actin-interacting protein 1 (gene flr). Lineage: Eukaryota; Metazoa; Arthropoda; Insecta; Coleoptera; Cerambycidae. Gene Ontology annotation, biological process: actin filament depolymerization; sarcomere organization; locomotion. The transcript is spliced from 9 exons. The coding region runs from base 235 to 2043 and encodes 602 amino acids. Gene Ontology annotation, cellular component: cortical actin cytoskeleton. The record is from RefSeq and is a predicted model, not a curated record. Gene Ontology annotation, molecular function: actin filament binding.
UGUGACAACACUGGUCACUGACAAGCAGAGUUACAUUUCCUUAUAUGGCAAACAUAACCGCUACAUCUAGUGAUUAAGAAAAUAAGAUAACAGUUUAUAAAAUAGUGCCAAAAUCUUGUGAAUAACAGUAUUUCAUGAUUCAUUUUGUCGGCACCCUCAUAUUUUAGUGUAUUUAUUUUAUAUCAAGUCAUCAAGUGGUAAUUCAUAUUUUGGAUUGGAAUAUUUCCCACGAAAAUGUCAUACGCCUGUAAAAACAUCUAUGCAACUCUUCCUAAAACCCAAAGAGGACAACCACUUGUUUUGGGUGGAGACCCAAAGGGAAAUAACUUCUUAUAUACUAAUGGAAAUUCUGUUAUCAUCAGGAAUAUUGAGAACCCUGCAAUAGCAGAUAUCUAUACUGAACAUUCUUGCCAAGUAAAUGUUGCUAAGUAUUCUCCUAGUGGUUUCUACAUUGCUUCUGGGGAUCAAUCUGGUAAGGUAAGGAUUUGGGACACGGUAAACAAAGAACACAUCCUCAAAAAUGAAUUCCAUCCAAUUGGGGGCCCUAUCAAAGACAUCGCUUGGUCCCCAGAUAACCAAAGGAUGGUUGUUGUUGGUGAAGGCAGAGAAAGAUUUGGACAUGUUUUCAUGUCAGAAACUGGUACUUCUGUUGGUGAAAUUUCAGGGCAAUCUAAACCAAUUAAUUCCUGCGACUUUAAACCAUCAAGACCAUUUAGAGUUAUAACUGGGUCGGAGGACAAUACUAUCGCUGUAUUUGAAGGACCCCCAUUCAAGUUCAAGCGGACCAAACAAGAACACACACGUUUUGUCCAAGCUGUAAGAUAUUCACCAAAAGGUGACUUAUUUGCCUCUGCCGGCUUCGAUGGCAAGGUUUUCUUAUAUGACGGUAGUUCAUCGGAUUUAGUUGGUGAAGUUGGUAGCCCUGCUCACGCAGGAGGAGUGUAUGGGAUAGCCUGGAGUCCCGACGGCAAACAAUUGCUGACAGCCAGUGGAGAUAAAACAGCCAAAUUGUGGGAUAUAGAGACUCGGCAAGUUGUCUCCGAGUUUGUGUUAGGGAACACUGUAGAAGAUCAACAGGUAUCAUGUUUGUGGCAAAACAACUACUUACUAACAGUAUCUUUAAGUGGUUUUAUAAACUACUUGGAUGUAAACGAUCCCUCCAAACCCCUGCGAGUUAUCAAAGGACAUAACAAGCCUAUAACCGCUCUAACUCUCAGUGAAGACCGGUCCUUAAUCUUCACCGCUUCCCAUGAUGGCUUCAUAACUCGGUGGGAUGCUGCAACAGGUGAAAAUAAUAGAAUAGAGGGAGUUGGACAUGGCAAUCAAGUGAACGGGAUGAGGGUCCAUGACGGGACGUUAUAUACGUGUGGAAUUGAUGACAGCCUAAAACAAAUCGAUAUCGAAGGAAAUGCCUACAAGCCACAACACCUCAAACUGGGAUCUCAACCGAAAGGUAUGGAUGUCCUCAAAGAAGAAAACAUCAUUGUCACUGCCAGCGUGAAUGAAAUCACCGUGUCCAAAGAUAACGAAACAUUGAGCACAUUAAAGGUUAAGUACGAGCCGACUAGUGUGGCGUGUUCGCCUAGGGGGCACGUAGCAAUCGGCGGGAAUGCAGACAGUAAAGUGCACAUUUACGAGCUCCAGAACAACAAUUUAAGUCCCUUGCAAGAGUUAGACCACCUGGGCGCAGUCACUGAUGUUUCCUAUUCUCCCGAUGAUAAGUAUCUAGUGGCUAGCGAUGCGCAUAGGAAAGUUGUACUUUACAGCACCGAGGACUAUAAGCAUGCCAACAACCAAGAAUGGGGAUUCCACAAUGCCAAGGUGAACUGUGUAGCUUGGUCUCCGGAUUCCCUGCUAGUUGCAAGUGGUAGUCUUGACACUAGCAUUAUCAUAUGGCACGUAGAGAAACCGGCCAAACAUAUUAUAAUUAAGAAUGCCCAUGCCCAGAGUCAAAUCACGAGACUGUCAUGGGUGGAUAAUCAAACGCUUGUAUCCGUCGGCCAGGACUGUAAUACCAAAUUGUGGACUAUCACCCCAUUCUAAUAACUUUUUACAUUUACACAUCCUUACUGUCUUCAGUGUUAUUAUUUAUUUUUUGUCUUAUUAAUUUCCAGCAUUUA